UGCAGCGGUAGCGCGAGGCCAGUAAGAGGCGGCCUCGGUCGCGUCCCUCCCCUUUUCCCGGCCCGACGCGCGGGAUCGCGGCGGCAGCGGCAGAUUCCGGGAUUUUCUCUCCCCGGCCGGGCCUUGUCCGGGUCGCCGGGGGCUGCCGGGCGGAGCUCCAGGAUGUGGAAGCUGGUGCCCGCCUCGGGAAAAGGAGAGCCCUAUCGGCUUUUAAGCGGUGUAGAAUAUGUUGUUGGACGCAGGAACUGCACAAUUUUAAUUCAGGAUGAUCAGUCUAUCAGCCGAAGUCACGCAGUUCUGACCGUAAGUCGGCCUGAAGUAAGCCCUAGUCAGUCUCUCACAGUACCUGUAUUAACAGUAAGAGAUACAUCCAAGUAUGGCACUUUUGUUAAUGGAUCAAAACUCAAUGGUGCUUCAGUGUCUUUGCAGUCUGGUGACAGAAUCAACUUUGGAGUCUUUGAGAGCAAGUUUAGAGUGGAAUAUGAACCUUUGGUUGUCUGCUCCUCAUGUUUAGAUGUAGCUCAGAAAAAUGCCUUAAAUCACGCCAUCCAGCAGCUUGGAGGCCUUGUAGUGAAUGAAUGGACAAUAGAAUGUACCCACCUUGUAAUGGUAUCAGUAAAAGUUACUGUUAAGACUAUAUGUGCUUUGAUUUGUGCUCGACCAAUUAUAAAACCAGAGUUUUUUUCUGAAUUAAUAAGAGCUGUUCAGUCCAGGCAACAGUUGCCAAAUCAUGUAAGUUUUUAUCCUCCAGUUGAUGAGCCUUCCAUUGGCAGUGAGAACUUGGAUUUAUCUGAGCAUCAUGAAAGGAAAAAAAUAUUCAAUGGAAAAACUUUUGUAUUUCUAACUGCCAAGCAGCACAAGAAACUGGGUCCAGCAGUUGUUCUUGGAGGAGGGGAAGUAAAGUUGAUGACAGAAGGAAGAAAAGAAAUGCCUUUACUACUUUCUCCUGAAGUUUGUGUAGUUGAUGUGGGUUUGGCUAACUCUCAGAUGUCAGGAUUCGACUCUAUGACAAACUGGACUGAUUCCAUUCUGACUGACUUGGAAAGCAAGAAUCUUAGGACUAUUCCAGAGGCAGAAAUUGGAUUGGCAGUUAUCUUCAUGUCUACAGAAAAGUACUGCAACCCUCAAAAGCAGCCUGCUUCCAAAGCUGCACCUGAAAGUUCUGCAUCAGCUGUCGCAGGCCGAGCGAUUUCCCAGAAUCUGGCUGUGGAUGAAACCAUAAUGCCAACUGCUGCAGAUAGUAGCACCUUAUACAUAGCUGAUACAGAAGAGCAGACAUGUAUGGAGAUAGAGAAUACUUCCCAGGUGCAUAGACAAAGGAAAAUGGCUUUCCAGGAUACAACUGGAAAGAAAAGCAGUGGCGUAAGUGGCAGUGUAAAUGCAGGAACAUCGAUACCUAGAGGGAACAGAACAUCUGGAUUCAGUCAAAGAAGUCAGCCUGUCUCACCAUCUAAAAUUCCAGAAGCUGGCAAACCUCGUGAGAGUGCUUCAUGUCAUCCAAACUCAAUUACAAAUUACUUCCCGAUUUCCAGAAAAAGGGAAAGAGCUGAAGAAGAAGAAACAUCUGUACCCAAAAUAGCAAAAUUGGAGGAAAGGUCAUCACCUCUUCCCAAGAGCACUGAAUCUACAACUUCAUUGAUCUGCAAUAGUGAAGCAAAACAGCAUCAAAAGAAAAAUAACAUCCUUGACCCAAAUUCAAAUUUUGCAGAAGACAUGGGUAUGAAGCCUAUGAGGGAAAGUGUCAAACUAACAAGUGAUAGAACAGACACUAAAACCACUUCUAGAGAAAAUCAUGCACCAAAAAAGAGAAAGGAAUUAGAUGAUUUAUCUGAAGAUACAGAAGCACUAGAAAUUGUGUUUGGAAGUGGAGACAUAGACUGGGAAGAUCAAAUGGCAGAUCAUGACCAGGAAGCUCAAAGAAGUAAACGAAAAAAGCGAUGUUUGGAAGCCAAAGGAAGUGGGAUUCCAGAAGUGACUGUGAAUCAGCAAGAGGAGAAUAAAGUAUUGAUAGAAGAGGAACUUGGAUCAGUUCUAACUUCAGAAAUGAAAACUAAUAUCAAGCAGGAGUCUUCAGUCUUGAACCACAGCAAACUGCAAGAUGACUGCAGCAAUAUUCCUAGCAGGCUUCUCUUGACAGAGUUUAGGUCACUGGUUGUCAGCCAUCCAAGACAGAACAGUCAUCUCCCUGGAAAUAACAGCUAUGGGGGAAAGAAAAAUUUCAAAAUGUUCAAAAAGGUAGCUUACCCUGGGGCAGGACAACUUCCACACAUUAUUGGAGGAUCAGAUUUGAUUGCUCACCAUGCUAAAAAGAAUUCAGAGCUAGAAGACUGGUUAAGGCAAGAAAUGGAGGAACAGAACCGACAUGCAAGAGAAGAAUCACUUGCUGAUGAUCUCUUUAGAUAUGAUCCUAAUGUGAAAAGAAGAAGAUAAAUUGUGACCUGGUUUUACAGUGUUUCUCUGGCAAAACCUGCUUUCUGUUCCUUAGGUUUCCUGGUUACAGUGUGUAUGAUGUACCUAUAUGUGACCAUUUGAAUAUCUCUUAUUGUAAGACAUGUUUUCUAAGUCUUGUUUUAUUAAAGAAAAGGUUCCUUUCACUGUUUGGUACUUACAGAUUGCACCAUUGUCAAGACCUUCCCAUUAGUUACUUCAGAGUAAUGCUCAGUAAAAUACUAUAGAUACUUAAGAUUUCAUUUUAGGCUGUUUCUAAUGUUUGGUUAUCAGUACUGGGAAAAAAAGAAGUUAGCAUCAGGCUAUUUUUUCGUUUUUUAGAAAGGCUUUGUUAAUUAGGCAUUUUCAAAGGUAUUAUCUUAAGAAUUAAAAAUCUAUUGAGGCUGAGAUGCAACUGGUAUUUGAUCAUGAUAUGAUAUGGUUGAUAAGAUAUGAUCAUUAUAUGAUUCAUAUUGAACCAUUUCUCUGUGGUUCAUUUUAUAGAGCAUAUGCUGUUGUUACUGGUACAGAGUAUCUUGGAACUGAAAAAAACAGCUUCUUUUUCUCUUGCUUAAACAUAUUUUCAUUUACACCUUUAAAUCAGUGUGGUUGAAUGUUCAUUUCUUAAAACCCACUUCCAAGCUAGACAAAGUCUUAAAGAGCUGUUACACUCCAGUUUGGAGUUUUAUGACCCAUUUCUUUCUCUCAUGCCUUUACUUUUUGCAAUCACUGUGUAAAAAUACGGCCUUCAAAAUAGUUCGAUUGACAGGGAAAGCUAUGAAACAAUUACCUGUUUGUGGAUUAGGAGAGCUCAUCUUAAUGAUCUGGGAAUUGCAAUUAGUGGGAUUAACCUGGAAGUACAGUGAGAAAAACUUUCCAGACUUCCUGCUCAAGUGUAUGAAGUCUGUCUUACAUACAGAUAAAGAUAGACAGAUGUCACGUGCAGAUUAAGAUGGACAGUAGCUCUAUUGCAUCCUGUUUCAAGGGGGAGGAUCUCCUUCCUCAUGUGAAGAAGUAAUCUGGUUGGUGUAAUUGAAUUGACACAAACAGAAUCACUCCCUCUGCCAAGAGCUCUGAGCAUACAAUCAACAUGAGCUGCCCCUGUUUGAAGCUGCUCUGUUGUGUAUCAGAUCUGAGGAGCAGCAUUGUGAGAUCUGUGCCUGUCAAGAUAGCAGAUGUGCUGAAGUCAUCAUGGUUGCAACAUGCAGAACAUAUUUGGCCUUCCAAAGCCAAUGUUUUCUUGGCGUCUUCUUGCUGGUCAGCAGUGUCCAGAAUGAUACACAAAGUGCAGCCCAAUACUUCUGAGCUCCACAAAAGCUGUGAGUGUUUGCAUCAGGGCGCAUCAAAUCUUAUCCACCAAACACCUUUAAAAAGACUUAAGCAGUUCUUAAGCAGUUGUAAUUCUUUCUGAAGGAGAUGUACUGACUGUUGUAUCCUCAGGUGAGUUUUUCUGCUAUCAGUGUGAGAAUUUCCAGGUUUUCUGGCUGAAGACCUGCCGGUCCAACAGCUCUUGUAGACUGCUGAGGUUUUGGAUUGUUGUUACUAAAUUCAAGCUAACAGUUUGGAUAGCAGAGUAUCAUUGAACAAGAUUUUCCAAGAUUCUUCAGAAAGGUUGUAUUUACAGUUGUAAAAAACAGCUGGAGAAUUUCUGAGGUGAAAGGACAAGACAUGCAAUGUAUAGGGGCCUUCUACAAGAGAGUAAAGACUAAGUCCUUUGCUGCCCAGACUGCAAUCUGCUAGGGGCUCAAGCAACCCUGGUGGCAUAGCUGAGAGCACUCUUCUGUUCAUGUUUUGUGAUUUAGGGCUCGUCAAAUCCAGUUUCCCAGACCCAGCUUUGAUACUUUUUUUUUCAUUUAGUAUUUAAGAGUUGUAGGUCCCUUUCAGCUCAGAAUAUUCUAGGAUUCCAACUUGAGGGUGCCUAGUAGUGAUGUAGUUUGGUUUGUAAUCCAGUUUCUGCUGCUGUCCAGUUGAUGAAAAGCCUACACAUUAGUACACCUGAGCUUCUGCUAUUUCAAUAUGAAGUUAGGCUUGCAUAAAAAAGCUUAGACAGACAAACCCCCGUGGCUUUAAUUGUAACACCAAAUUCAUGUAACAAGUCCUAUUCAUUAUUCUGAAGGCUUCCUUCCAUUUUAACUUAUUUUUGCUAUGAUUUUCACCUCAAGACAUUAGAGGAAAUAAGCUUGUUGGCUUACUGGUUUGGCCUUCUGUUACUGAAGUUUCUGAGGUAGAUGAUAAAGGACAUAAUUACAUGACAAUAAAUUCCAAUUUCCAAUAAAUUAUAUCAGUAUCUGCCUUAUCUCUGGAGCUAGUGCACUAACUUCACCUGGUAUUUCCUUUAUUGUAUAGAACAUACUGUUGUAGGCUAGCCCCAUUAGGCAGCUAAGCCCCAGGCAGCCACUCACACACUCCCCAGGAGGAUGGGAGAAUCAUAGAAUCAGAAAAGAGAAGGAUGGAAAGCUCAAGGGUGGAGGCAUUUUUAUAGGUAAGGCAAAGGUUGUGAGCACAAGCAAGGGCAAUCAGCUUUGCAUCCUGCAGCUCAGAAAUUUUGCUUCAUGCUCUAUUUUCACUGGGCAGCUUGUGCUCUCUGGUUUCAACCAUUCAGUUUCUGGGAGCGCUUGUUUCUUGCUACUUUUCUUUGGAAGGUUAAAAAAAGUUCAGUAAAUCCAAGAAGAUACCUAAGGUUUCUUUCAUCUGCCACACUCACGGUCUGCAAGUAUACCUACCUUUUGACAAAGUUCUGCUCUUCACCUUAAAAAUACGUCUAAACAUUAACUUCAGGUCUUGCUUCUUACAUUUUUUGUGUGUGACUGAGUUUGAAGGUUUGUUUGGGAUGUGGGUUUUUUUUUUGUAACAAUAUUUUUAUUCAUGCUGCUUACAGGAAGGAGAUGCACACAAUAUAUAAACUAAAUAAACUUUUUAUUAGCAAGGCUCUUAACAUACAGUCUUGCAUUCAGCAGCUUAGCUGAUGAAAACAGUUUAAAGCAGAUUGAAUCACUCUAGGUACUACUAAAACUGUGGAUAGGUGCUGUAACCCUGCAUAAAAACCUGUUUAAUUUUCAGUUUAAUUCACACCAAUUUCAGCUGACUUCCCAUUUUCUACAUCAGCUGGGGAAGCCACAGGUUUGGUUUUUUUUGGAGAAGACAACUAAGAUAUUCACACUGUUGAAGUGUGAUUUCUAUUUCUGUCCAUUCACAUCUCUCAGUCUGUCCUUUUUUCUCCUACCCUUAACUCCCCCAUCUUCUCCCAGAGUGGUGGCGGUUGUGCGUCAGGGCUGGCCUCUCCUUUGUCAUUGCACCAGUUCCUAUAUGUGGAAACUGUGUUUGCAGUCAGCUUGAGCUCCUCCAUCCAGUCACCUCCCCAUCACCUUCCUCUGAAAUGCCAAGUCCCUCCCUUGUGUGAUAGGCUCUAUUCCAUGUUAAGUCCUAACUGAGACAGUAGCUGAAGCUUCUACUGUAGACCUACCUCUAACCCACUUACCCAUCUUGCUCCAGUCCAUGUUCUACAAAUGAUUUCUCAGUCCCUAUUUUUUCUGUCUCUCCCUCUCCCAUAAAACUGGAGGGAGUCUUGCACCCUCUUCUCUUGCUCUUUUCCCUUUCUUGAAUCAAUCCUCAGUCACAUUUGGCCACAUCUGGUUUGAGUCGCAAAUUCCCGAACUGAUUUUUGCUUGAUUUUCAAAUUCCAAUUGUGUUGAUGUUGUUCUGGUAUCUCCUUAGAAUUCAAGACAAAUGUGCCCAAAAAAUUAACCCUCUCUCUUCCUUACCAUUAUUCCUUCCUCUUCCUCUUGCCAUCAUCAUCACAUUCCAGUGAGAUUCCUUUGAUCGCCAUCAUCAUCACAUUCCAGUGAGAUAGUUACAAAAAUGCUACACAACAUUAGAUAUCUGACUACCAGCUCUCUCUACCACUUGCUUUAGCAAUCUGCCCCUACUGCUCUGCUGCAGCUUUUACUACUGGAAUCUGUCAGUCAUUGGUUUCAGUACCAGAUCCAUGCAAAACACCUUCUCCCUCAUUCUGAACACUGCAGCUCUCUGACUGCUUUUUCCUCUGCAGUUUGAUCCUUCAUUUGACUUGAGUUCCCUACUUCUCAAAAUCAAAAUAACUGACUUCUAGGUGACACUGGUUUUUUGCCUUCAGUCUGUAAUCAGUUUUCACACAUUAAGAUAAAACAAGCCAAGCAUGCAAACCACAGGAAUAUUUAUCAUCUAAUCAAAAGAGAGGUUUUGCUCACAAGUUGCUUACAGAAAAUGUUCUGUAUGUGUUUACAUUGCUCAUCAUAAAAAUAAGUAUGAUGCAAGCAUACUCCAGCAAAAGAUGAAAACUGACACUGCCACACACGAAGAAAUUA
Molecule: messenger RNA, 6770 nt
Organism: Camarhynchus parvulus
Lineage: Eukaryota; Metazoa; Chordata; Aves; Passeriformes; Thraupidae
Gene: NBN
Product: nibrin
Exons: 16
Coding region: 163-2430 (755 amino acids)
Biological process (GO): telomere maintenance; mitotic G2 DNA damage checkpoint signaling; double-strand break repair via homologous recombination
Cellular component (GO): Mre11 complex; nucleus
Molecular function (GO): protein binding; damaged DNA binding
Source: RefSeq, a predicted model, not a curated record